Messenger RNA from Ilex paraguariensis (yerba mate), 468 nucleotides. The record is from the annotation of a GenBank genome assembly. NCBI's taxonomy places the organism in Eukaryota, Viridiplantae, Streptophyta, Magnoliopsida, Aquifoliales, Aquifoliaceae.
AUGGGGAUUAGAGAGAGACUGACGAGGACAAGCAAAGCUGCCACAGUGGGAUCGCAGGCGAAAUCAGGCGUUGGCGAUACUUCGGCGAGGCCUGGCGAAGCCCAAUCCACAGCGAAACCAGGGGCAUCGCCAAUCAUCAAGGGCGACGCCAAGUGCCGCCGGAGACGCGGGUGGAGGCUAGUUGGUGCUAGGGACGCGUUGGAUGAUGUCAGCGACGCGCUGAGUGACAGGUUUGGUCUUGAAGACGGGUUGGGUGCAGGAGGUGGUGUUGCCCUCGUAGUGGGUGACAUGGGGGACGUCCCAAGCACUAGAGAGAUGGGUAAUGAGAGCAGGAAGUUGGGCUCCGUCGAGCAGGCGUCUGGUGUUGAUAGGGAUCAGCGAGUAGGCGUGCUGAGUAGUGAAUGCAGUAUCCUGGGUUUUGCCAUGGAGGGGGAAUGGAGACACCUUUCGACUAAUUGCCCCAUUUGA